UUCCUCCAGCAGUUCCUAAAUAGAAUGCCUACAGCAUGGACAUGUCUCACUGCUGAGUAUGAACUUCUUAUAAACAGUAAGGCUUUGCUCCUCUGGAUGAGAGAUUCCUUUUUUCCCUGUCUUCCAGCAUGUUACAGUGUGGGAACAUAUUUGGAUGCCAGUUCGAGGUUGUGUUUCUCCGAAAGUGCUGGGAUUCCCUAGUCACAGGAGUGGUUUGAUCCACCCCAACGAGCUGGAUCGUGCCAGCCCCCUCUUUGAACAAUGUUGUGUAUAAUUUUUCAAGUGCCGCUCUCUGUCACUGCAGAUGAAUCCUUUAUGUUUCAUUACAGGUUCAUUCCAACCGAAUCGCUCAAAUCUCUUAUCUGAAUUUAGCUGAAGGUUUGGUUAUAAGUUCUUCCCCUUUUUACAACCUAUACCUGGACUUCUUGUGUCAAAUAAGAGCCAAUCCAGAAUGAAUGAAAUAGAUCCCAAGUAAUCCCUUUUCUUCUCUGAAAAGUAUUAUCGCCCCAGUCUUUUCCAGGAGUAUGCAACUUCCCUUUUUGCAUGCAAUAAUUCUUAUUUAGAAGUUCUCUGGUUUAGCCUAGUCUUUGUUAUAUUCGCGUCUUCAUCCUUAAGACCUCUUGGAUUUUGGGCAAGCCAGCAUAUCUCCCCUUCAAGACAUAGGAAUGCAGAAUCCUCAAGCAAUAAAAUAAUUUUGUGGCUGUGUGAGGCUUAACUGAGAAUCCAGGAUCACAUGAUGCUUUCACAAAGAUCAGAGCCAGAGAGGGACUAAAUUUUGAUGAUGAUGUYCAUUAGUCCUGAGAACUUAUUAGCUCACUGUGGCAAGAGGGAGAGACAUAGAUGGAGACACCAUCAUGUUUUUGUUUCCUGAACWGUCUUAGUUUUAAAUUUUCUGUCAACAUUGGAUGUUGCCUGAAAGCCACCAGCUGACCAUCAGUGACCRGUCUGACCUUGUGUCAGAUGCCACGGAACUUCGCAGAAUUAAUCUCUGCUUCGAGCCUAGUAGACGCUGGUGAACUAAAGCACAUCUCUUAGAAAAAUAUGCAAUCUUGAUUUCAAAUUUUCCAACGAUGAUGAACCUACCACAGCCUUUGGUAAGUUGUUCUAAUUGUUAAUUACCCUCACAAAAGAAAAAAAGGUAAUGAAUACACCAAGAACCUCUUCCACUCUCUUAACUCCRUGAGGUGAUAGAGCCUGAACAUAGUGUCUCUGUGGGCUUCCCCUAGUACCAAAGCAAUGGUAAUGUGAUCCUCCUCUUACUGCUUUCCUCAGGCCAUAUCUCCAAGGAUAUAGUUCAAAUCAUGGCAAAGCACUGACAGAUGUUGAUCAGAUAAUUAACAGAUAGAAUCCCCAGUCUCCUUCAGAAGACUCCAUGUCUUCUGUGGACCAGAUUGUUCAAUCCACAUCAUAAACUAAGUAAUUCACAAUUUUCCCUAAUAUUUGUCACUGACAAACUUUAUCAGUCAUGUUUUUGUUUUCUUUCAGGUCAUUGCUCAAAAAAUACUGAAUUUUCUAGGGCCCAAAUUUGGCUUCUGGGGGACCCCUGUGAAGUAAGAACUCCUGCCAUGUGUUGGUUUCAUGAAAAAAAAAAGAAAUUAAUUGAUACUAAAUGCAUUAGCAUCUUUUAAUGAAUAAUUAAUUGACUUCCAUAUGAACUAUUUCUUCAUUUUGGUCAACAUUGGAACUAGGCUGUCAAGUCGUAACUGUUUGAUGCUGACUGGGGGGCCACUCAGUGGGACCUACAGGCUGCGCCAGGUUCACUUCCACUGGGGAUCCAAUGAUGAAGCCGGCUCUGAGCACAUGGUGGAUGGGAUGAAGUAUGCGGCAGAGCUUCAUGUGGUCCAUUGGAACUCAGAGAAGUAUUCCAGUUUUGUUGAGGCAGCUUCUCAGCCAGAUGGAUUAGCAGUCAUGGCUGUAUUUCUGAAGAUUGGUGAAUGCAACCCUCARCUGAAGAAGAUUACUGACCGCUUGGACACCAUCAGAAUCAAGGGGAAAAAAGCACUAUUCACAAACUUUGAUCCUAGCUGUCUGCUUCCCAAGUCCCUGGACUACUGGACUUACUUUGGCUCCCUCACUGUUCCCCCUCUUCUUGAGAGUGUCAUCUGGAUUAUUYUGAGAGAGCCCAUAACUGUUUGUUCUGAACAGCUGGCCAAAUUCCGCAGCCUCCUGAGCACUGCUGAGGAUGAAGUUGCCUGCUACUUGCUGAGAAACUUCCGGCCUCCCCAGCCCCUAAGGGGACGAGAAGUCAGAAGGAAUUAAAGGAGUAAAGCCAGAGUAGUCUCCCUCUGAAACCAAAGGCUGAAUCAAUUUUAAUAGUUACUAUACUUUGUGAUUUUAAUUUUUUUUCGUGGGUUGUUUUAACAAAUAGUUGUUGUUUUAUUAGUGGCUACCCUGCAGUCAUUUCUCACAGACAAGUAUGCCUGGAGUUGUCAUGGGUUCAUAGAUUUUAACAGGUCUGACUGGGUUUGAGUGCAUUGGCUUGGAAGCACUGAGCCACCAGCAUUGCAUGCAUAGAGGUCACUGCUAAUCAUGAGGGUCAAAUGUGAAGGAGGUGCCCAGAUCUUGCCACCAAAUUACUGAACAGGAUCCCUGGUAUUACUGACAGUCUUUUGGUCUCUAACAUAACAUUUAGCUUCUAUAUAAACCCCACACUGCAAUUCUCCAAGAAAAAAGUAUUCCAAGGGGGUGUAAUUUCAUUGCUUACUUUUGCAAUACCAUGCGUUCUUUCUUAUAAAAAGCAGUAAUGACUAACAGCAUUUAAAUAAAACAGAUAUUUAUGUGAUCCUGUUAUUCUGGAUGCUUUGUAGCAGUAAUAUGUAUUGAUUUAUGGGUUUUUUAAAAACAAAUAGUAGGGAUUUUGUAUAUUGCAAGAUCAUGUCAGGUGGAUUAAGUAUUCCUGAACUUCACAGUGUGAUGAGAUGAAAUUAUCCUGAAACCUGAAAACUGGAAGGGCAUAGAGGGGACCUGUUUGUACUUAAAUGCAGUUCAUUGCAUUUGGUGACAAUAAAGGACUAUGACACUAUAUCCACAUAACAUCAGACUUUUCCCAUUUAAAAUCAUGAGGAAGGAACAAUUAUGCUCUAGAUUGUUGCAUGCUGCAAUGUGAAUACCUCUCAUCUUGCUGUGGAGCACAGCACUACUCAGGUAUAGAAUGUCUCAAGGUAGUUGCUGAUGUUCUGCUGUCAUAGUUGAACUUCAGUAUUUGCACUUAUAUUCCAACACCAAAGAGAAUAGUCAGAGUAAGCCAAAGAAAUCAGAAUCAAGUCAACAUCUAAUAAAAAUCUCAGCCCUCAAUAGCAAUAUGUUGAAAUAUCUGUCUUUGUGAGUUGACUUGAGCCUAUGUUUCUCUCAGGAGCUUUUGUUAUCUGAAUAGAUUGGGUUUUUUUACACCAAAUAUUUUUAUUAUUUCUAUGAACUUACCAUAGGAUGUAGUUUAGGAUAGAAUUAUAUUUACUCUCAAACRGCAAAAACUACAUAGUGAACUCCAGGGAUACCUGCAACAGGCAGCUAGAGGUUUUACUGGCAGCAAGUAACACCAAUCUCUGUAGUACUUCUGACCAAUUAAUCUUCCAUGACUGCUUUCCUGGAAACUUUUUUUUAUAGGUUUUUAUAUCCUCUGCCUUUUACCUCAGUGGGUUGUUUGAUCUUAAAUGGACAAACAUGAGGGAAAUCACAAUCAGGAUUCAAUUUAUAUUCUUUUUUAUAACAAUAAAUUAGAUGUAGAGAUAUAAGUAUUUUGUCUUAGUUUAAGGUAAGUGGACUUACUUGUUUUUUUCUCCCCAAAAUGUAGCUAUUAUAUCCUGCAAGGCCUCCCAAUGUAUUUUGAAUAUUUUCUGAAGAAAAGAGCACAAAUAGGCCAUUGGAAAAAUAAAAGGCUUUUAGCAGCACUGAAAAGAAAAGCAGGAGUAUGUUGUAUGUUUUCACACCCUCUUUUAGACUUAGGAUUGGAUCUUGUAUGUUUUCCUGUUAUAUGAGUAGUUACAAAAUGUGAGAAAAUGUUUAUGGAUUGCAGGAAGGAUACAAAGUUUGUUUGCCUCAGAAGAGAAAAGAAUAAGGCUACUGMUUCAUAUUGUAAACAGAAGUUUUACAUAAUUUUUACAUAUUGUAAACAGUAGAGUUGAUCCAGUGUUUUUAUAUUUUUAAGGAUUUUGUCAAAAUAA
Molecule: messenger RNA, 4160 nt
Organism: Malurus melanocephalus (red-backed fairy wren)
Lineage: Eukaryota; Metazoa; Chordata; Aves; Passeriformes; Maluridae
Product: carbonic anhydrase 13-like
Exons: 6
Coding region: 1651-2259 (202 amino acids)
Cellular component (GO): cytoplasm
Molecular function (GO): carbonate dehydratase activity; zinc ion binding
Source: RefSeq, a predicted model, not a curated record